Messenger RNA from Klebsormidium nitens, 2091 nucleotides. NCBI's taxonomy places the organism in Eukaryota, Viridiplantae, Streptophyta, Klebsormidiophyceae, Klebsormidiales, Klebsormidiaceae. The record is from the annotation of a GenBank genome assembly.
AGUCUACAGAGCCUAGAGGAGCCUAGCUCUGAUCUGAGUCUCGGGCAAUUCUGCACAGCCCAGGACAACAACUUGAUUGCAAGCCUUGUUGCGUCGCCUUUUUGCGCCUCUUCAAAGUUUUCUGGUUCCAGGAGAUCCAGCUGGUUUGGAGCUUUCUGCAAAGCAAGAAGCAAGUGGAGCUUGCAAAUAGAUUCUGUUGGGAAACCAGCGCUUGUUUGUGAAAGUCUAGAGGUCGUGAGAGUGAUUCGAGAUUUGUGUAGCUGUUCUUCUUUCAGGAGGCAUCCCCAUUAAUACCUAUUUGCGCAAGUAACUUAGUUUACAAUUUCAAGUGAGCUGCCCCUUCCGUCCUAUUUUGCUUUUUGACAAAGCAAACUCAUUGCACACAGAGGGUGAGUAGCAACCAAAGAGCUCCGUUCCACCCUGAGAGGAUGGCCAUGAUUGCAGCAGUUGGUUCUGCUGCCGGCAAGUCCAUCGCCAGCUUCAGCCGACCAGCCAGGGGUCACCAGCAAAAGGGCCGCCCUUGCUGCUGUUUCAUAGACAAAAGCUUCUUGAAGCAUGUAGAAAGUAAAGCUGCUCCUGCCAAGCACAACUUCAGAGGAAGGAAGGGCGAGGUUGCCAUGGUUGCAGAGUUGACGCGGACCGACGUCCAGGCCCCACCACCGGCCGCCCGCCACGUCAGCAGAAAGAUCUCUUCCGCCGCCAGCAAGGCGCACAGCCUGACAGCAGAGCGGUUGGAGAUUGUGCAGUCCUUGGAUCAGUGGGCGGAGGAUGCGCUGCUGCCGCUGUUGAAGGACCCUAACACAAACUGGCAGCCUCAGGACUACCUCCCCGUCUCGUCCGACGAAGACUUCAUCGACCGCGUGCGCGAGCUCCGCGAGCGCUCCGCCGGGCUCUCUGACGACUACCUGGUUUGCCUGGUCGGGGAUACGAUCACCGAGGAAGCGCUCCCGACCUACCAGACCAUGCUUAACACUUUGGACGGCACUCGGGAUGAGACCGGUGCGUCCCCAACCCCCUGGGGCAUUUGGACCCGCGCAUGGACGGCUGAGGAGAACCGGCACGGGGAUCUGCUGCAUACGUAUCUGUACCUGACGGGGAGAGUGGACAUGAAGGCGGUGCAGAAAACGACGCAGUACCUCAUCGGGUCCGGCAUGGACCCCAAGACCGAGAACAACCCGUACUUGGGCUUCCUCUACACGUCAUUCCAGGAGCGCGCCACGUUCAUUUCCCACGGCAACACCGCGCGGCACGCCAAGGCCCUCGGCGACGAGCAGCUCGGCAAGAUCUGCGGGAUCAUUGCAGCGGAUGAGAAGCGGCACGAGAAGGCCUACUGCAGGAUCGUGGAGAAGCUGUAUGAGCUGGACCCCGACGGCGCCAUGCUGGCGUUUGCGGACAUGAUGAAGAAGCAGAUUGUGAUGCCCGCGCACCUCAUGUACGACGGCGAGAGCGACACGCUCUUUAAGGACUUCUCCGAGGUGGCCCAAAGAACAGGGGUCUACACGGCUGCCGACUACGCUGACAUCAUGCAACACCUGGUGAACCUAUGGCGGGUGGAGCACCGCACCAACCUGAGCCCCGAGGCGCAGGCGGCGCAAGAAUACGUGUGCAAGCUGCCCGAGCGGGUGCGUAAGUUGGGGGAGAGGGCGGCGGCCAAGGCGAAGAAGACGCCCCAGCAACAUGCCAAGUUCAGUUGGAUCUUCAACCGGGAGGUUGCGCUGUUGUAGGCUGAGCACAAUCGUGCUUACCAGAUUCUUUUGUACAUUCCCUGCCCUCCGUGUAAGCGAGCAUCGCCGUAUCUACACUGCCUGAUGCGCGCUUGAAAUGGCCGCUCGAGUGAAGUUGUUGUGACUGUAAGACAUUUCGUAUUAGGUUGUCGCAUUGAGGCUGAAUCGCGUUAGCUAGGAUUAGACGGAGUACUUCAAGAUCGUAGUAGAGUUGCACAGAUCUCAAAAGGCGAUUGCCUCAGACGAUGCGCUACUAGAUUGCUUAGCGGUUUGUGUACAUGUUUGAAUCGUGCAACUAUGCGAUGCACGUUUUCCUUAAUUGCCUCCUGCGCUAAUUCCAGAUUGUCCGACUCAAUCAUGCGGCCAA